Messenger RNA from Aspergillus ibericus CBS 121593, 790 nucleotides. RefSeq names its product Chromosome segregation in meiosis protein 3. Gene Ontology annotation, molecular function: DNA binding. Gene Ontology annotation, biological process: replication fork processing; DNA damage response; DNA replication checkpoint signaling. Bases 62 to 607 code for a protein of 181 amino acids. The record is from RefSeq and is a predicted model, not a curated record. Lineage: Eukaryota; Fungi; Ascomycota; Eurotiomycetes; Eurotiales; Aspergillaceae. Gene Ontology annotation, cellular component: replication fork protection complex; nucleus. The transcript has a single exon.
UUCAAAGGCAAAGGGCACGAGGUCUGCUAGAAAGAAUUCGUCCUGUCGUGGAGAUCGCCUUAUGGCUAACUGCUUCCCAAAGUUCUCGGAUGCCGCCCGGCUACUGAACUUUUAUCAAUUAUGGCUCGACGAUUUGUACCCUCGUGCGAAGUUUGCGGAUGGUUUAGCUAUGAUUGAGAAGCUCGGGCAUUCGAAACGCUUGCAGACAAUGCGCAGAGAAUGGAUAGAAGAGGAGAAGCCUAAGCUAUCCGCAGCUGAAUCUGAAGUUGUACCGGAAAAAAAGAUGUCAAGCCAGCGUUCCCACGAUGAUGAAAUCCCCAUUGAACAUGGCCAUGAUGCAGACACAGUCUCUUCCCACAAAGGUGGUAUGACACAGGUAUCUCCAGCACAUGGCUUUGAGUGGCGAGCCGCCCCUUCAUCAAGAGGCGCUCCAGCCCAGAAAUUGUUUUUGUCGGAUGAGGAAAGUGUUCCGAUGGAGAUGAUCGAACAAGGUGCCCCUGAUGAUGAUGAGCUGGAUGCUCUUCUUCGGGAGCACGAGGACGGAAAUACUAGCAAGAACAGUUCGGCAGGACCAGUUAUAUCGGCCGGCGUCAAUAUGUCUUUGUGACCAAAGUUCCCUAAACAACUUGAAUACGUCGGAUGGUGCUUCUUCUGCUUAGAUGCAAUACUCGCUAAACCCUGAUCUUGGUACGUUUCGCAAAGUGCUUCUAUGUAAUAAAUAUAACUAAAUGUGAUAAAGAGAUGUUGUCAAAUACUCUUAUUUUCGUCUCUCUCUUUGCUCUCACCUGGA